CCGCUGUCAAAAGGCAUUAACAAAUCUGCAGUCUGAGAUUGAGAGAAUGGAGAGACGACUUUCCCUAUUAAUGCAGGCCGAAACUGUCUUAAGGGUGAAGGAAACCGUCAACAUUCUGCAAAAUACCCAGAGCUCAGCCAACUUGCCUACAAAAUGGACAUUUGAGCCAGUCACAUCCCAUGACGUACUGGUGGGAGCCGAGGCUACUUUGGAAGCGCUUCAGCAAAGCUUAAUGCGACCCAGUCUGUCAGGAGCUCCUCUGGGCUUUCCCGAAGUCGUAUGCCUCCAUGGGAUGGGAGGUGUGGGCAAAACAACACUUGCAAUGCAAAUUCAUGAUGCGGAUGAUAUGAGGUCUAAGUUUUGUGAUAAGAUAAUGUACGUAGUUUGUGGUGACGCACAAACUGGUCCCAUGAUGAUUGACAUGGUGUACCGGGAAUGGAUGAGGAAGACACGUUCUGAAUCUGCUCUAGGUCAAGCGCAGGUGGCUGAAGCAGAAGAAAGGAAGUGUGCACUUUUAGCAAGGGAAAUGAAGGAUGAGAGAUUUCUCAUGGUUUUUGAUGAUGUCUGGCAAAGUGACCAAAUUGAUUGGAUUCGCGGGGUUUUCCCUGAGAAUUGUAGUGUCAUCGUCACAACAAGGAACAGAGAAGUUGUGCGAAUCCCUGAGACAGAAUACUUCCCUGUCGAAACGUUGGGGGAGGGCGAAUCGUUCAGAUUGUUCUGUCAUUUUGCCUUUGGGAGGCAGGUCCCUCCCCCUGAACUUGAAGAUGUGGCGAGAAAAGUAUGCAAACAAUGUGAUGGACUACCAUUGGCUCUCAAGGUUGUAGCAUCAAGCAUUUGUCCAAGAAACCAAGACAGAGGACUUUGGGAUCAGUGGCUCGAGUUUUUGAAAGGAGCUCACCCUGCCCAAUGUCAGCCUGGUGCAGCCCCUGACUUUCACAGAAAAGUUAUAAAGACACUCCAGAGAUCCAUUGAAGCUCUUGCCGAGAUAGACCCCUCAGGCUGCGUCAUGGAUAUGUUUCUGGAUCUUGCUGGCUUUCCAGAGGAAGAACGAGUGCCCCGUGAUCUGAUGGAAGCGCAGUGGUCCAUCUAUCCUUCCGGCGGAGAGUCCGGAUUGGAAACAGCUAGGGAGAGGUUGAACACAAUGGUCAACUUGUCCUUGGUGGAAGCUCGCGGUGACUCAUACGUGAGCUUACAUGAUAUGAUUCGCAAAGCGGCACUUGAUAUGAUCAACGCAGACUCAGCACCAACUGUUACAUUGGGAAGGAGGAGCGGUGGAGGAGGAGGAUCAGUAGAGUGCGCGAAUGGAUUCAGACAGCAACUAUUUUUGCAGGAUCAUUGCCCUUCUACCGAAGAAGAAGCAGAAAUUCACGAAUCCACAAGGAAAUUUAUGUUAAGUGGCUCCCCUGAAACAAACAUUCCAGAUCUGUCGUUGAAAAUGCCACACUUGGUGAGUUUCUACUGGUCUUGGCGCCAUGGAAUGUUAUUCUUUGUUGAUCAAAAUGAGCUGGAUGCACAUCUAUCACAUGAGGAAACGUUAUUGGAGCGUGGGCGAGAAUUUCUGCAGCAAGUAACUUCUAGCAGCCUGCUGCAGAUCAUGACAUUACAGAACUUUCCAAAGCCAAGUGUGCUGCCACGUGACUACUUCUCAUCCUUUACGAACCUCAGGGUGCUGUGCGUGAAGUUCAUUGCCACGUAUUACUCCAAUGAAGAAUUCCCUAGCUCGAUCAGACACCUGCGAAAAUUGGAGGUACUUGUAAUUGACUUCAGUUGCAAUGCUGUGGAGCUUUCCAUUAGCCCAGAAGCCAUUGGCGAACUCGGCCAGUUGAGAGUGCUGAGAAUGUGUGAAGUUGCAUUUCCCAAGAGGAGAGGGCCUGGUGAUGGGGUGUUGCCGUUUCUGCUAAGCUCACCAUGUCUGCAGGACUUUUCCAUAAGUUUAUCCAAUAAACGCCACGGUGAUGAAGAGAUCCCCUCCACCAUUGGGAGUUUGACACGUCUCCGUUCCAUCAAAUUGGAGAGCUGGCUCGGGGUCACGGAGGUUUCCCCGGCAAUAGGGUGCCUGACGAAGCUGGUGAAGCUAAGUAUCAUCUAUUCAUCCCGUCUCAGAAGUUUGCCUGUCACGAUUGGAUUGCUAUCAUCCCUCACACGUUUGGAGAUUCUAUUAUCCUCACUUGAGUCCAUCCCUGAGGAGAUUGGUGACCUCCAAAGUCUCAUUCACCUUUCCAUCACAUCGGCCAGACUACGGACAGUGCCACCAACUCUUGGACGUCUUUCACGUCUGACUUCUCUGGACCUCUCAUACUCGUUGCUAAAUGUCGACUCCAUUCCCGAAGCUUUCUGGGUUCUGACUCAGCUUCGACAGCUAAGCUUGGACGGUUGUGGACUUGAAUACCUGUCGGAGAAGAUAGGGAAUUUAACAGAGCUUAGGGAAUUGGAUCUGAACUCUUCUCGUUUUCAAUCCCUGCCUUCAUCAAUCGGCAAUCUAUGCAUGCUGACUCGCCUCAACCUCUCGUCGUCAAUUUUUCUCUGCGGCUUGAGCAUGUGGAUUUCAGGUCUGAGCAGUUUGAGGUGCUUGAGCCUUGAAAGUUGCAUGUCCCUGACAUUCCUGUCAGACGGCAUCUGCAAACUUGGAAAUCUGACUCGCCUCAACCUUAGUGGCUGUUGGAAGCUGGCUUCUUUACCUGACGAAAUGGGGUGGUUGUCACAGCUGAGGGUGUUGAAUUUGCAGUAUGCCCAGUCAUUGGAAUGGCUUCCUGAUUCAGUGAGCAACUUGGGUCGCUUGAUGGAGCUCAACCUGUCAAAGUGCACCAGUCUUACGGAGUUGCCAAGUGGCAUCUCAGACCUGAAAGAACUGAAACUGCUGAGCCUUGAUGGCUGUGCAAGACUUCAAGAUGUUCCGGAAAGUUUGCAACAAUUCUUGAGACCUCGAGAUCUUCCGGAAUGCCCCAAAAAAAUGUCGACGCCCAUGGAAAGCACUUAAGUAAGGUCUGCGGGAACCAGUGGUCCUCACGAAUCAGAGGUUCUGGAGCUAGAGGCCUACAAUAAACGUUUUAAGGCAUA
Messenger RNA from Chara braunii, 3057 nucleotides. NCBI's taxonomy places the organism in Eukaryota, Viridiplantae, Streptophyta, Charophyceae, Charales, Characeae. The record is from the annotation of a GenBank genome assembly.